AUGCCAUCUGGAGUACCGCCUCCGUUGAAAGCCUCGGUUAACUGUGAUAUGGGCGAGGACUCUUUUUCCAACCCUCAUCCUGCACAACACGUUGAGUUUUGGCUUCAGGGGGAUGACGAAGCUCUCACGAGACACGUACAUCUUGCCAACGUGGCAUGUGGGUUUCAUGCUUCUGAUUUCUCUGUCAUGAACAAGACGGUUCAGCUUGCGAAGAAUAACGGAAUCUCUAUCGGUGCCCACCCUUCUCUUCCCGACUUGCAGGGCUUCGGACGACGAGAGAUGGCAAUCGAACCGGACGAACUGAAGUCAUGCUUCAUCUAUCAACUUGGCCCUCUCGCGGUCCUUGCCUUUAGCUCGCGCCGCAGUCGAAGUUCGGCUCAUCAAACUGCCGCAGAAGAGGCUGGCGUGAGAUUUAUCCCAGAGUGGUUCGCAGACCUUGAUUAUACUGCCGAAGGCAAACUUAUCAUCACGCAGAAACACGAUCCAGUGCCUUUGGAUGUGGUUCAGGAGCGGGUAUGA
Cyclocybe aegerita is the source of this 519-nucleotide messenger RNA. The record is from the annotation of a GenBank genome assembly. NCBI's taxonomy places the organism in Eukaryota, Fungi, Basidiomycota, Agaricomycetes, Agaricales, Hemipholiotaceae.